Morchella sextelata is the source of this 468-nucleotide messenger RNA. RefSeq lists its product as uncharacterized. Bases 1 to 468 code for a protein of 155 amino acids. Lineage: Eukaryota; Fungi; Ascomycota; Pezizomycetes; Pezizales; Morchellaceae. The record is from RefSeq and is a predicted model, not a curated record. The transcript has 2 exons.
AUGCUUUGUGAUCCAUAUAUGGUCGUGAAGGUUGAGGAGUAUCUAGACAAUCUGGAAAAGAAGGCUCGAGCGGCACAAAAGAUAGCUGGUCAUCUUUUGACUAUGAUGUCUUUCGACACGGAUGAAGAGCAACAUUCAUAUGCUACAAAGGUUGUCAUAGAGUUAUGGUCAGCUCAAUCACGCUAUGGGCAUGAUGUUGAUGGACGUUGGUCAGAUAUCAACGAUGAGUGCGGAUUGCAAGAAGUGCAUGUUCGAGAUAAUUAUGUUACGGAUUUACCCUCUGAUAUACAAGAGGCAAUGAUUACAGCAUAUAAUGCGUUGGCACAACGUCUACAACCUCCAUUCUACUCUAGUAGUCGAAGAAGUCAUGGAGGUAGAAUUGCAGAGGGAGAGGGGAUGUGGCUGUAUAGGUUGAUUGUUAAGGAGGGAAUGGAAAUAAUUCUAGCACUGCUUGAGCAAAAGUGUUAA